AUGAAAUCUAUAAUCACUUUCCUUUUAGCUUUCUUGAUCAUCUCUCCUACUCUUUCCUUUGCAACCCAACCCGAACACACUGGCCCUGGAUCAUCCAAACCAAAAUCCAACAGUAACAAGAAAGGUAGUGGAAAAGAUGGUGGGAUGGGUGAAUUCUUCGGACCCGGAGGGGGGUUCAAUAUACCCGGGUUUGGAAGUGGGUGGGGAAAUGGAAUUGGUGGCGGCUAUGGAGCCGGAUAUGGGGGUCCGAAUGGUGGGUACUCUAAAGGUGGCAUCAUAAGGUCCUCUGUAGUGUGCAAAGAAAAGAUACAAGAAGAAACUAGCAUGUCCGGCUAA
Fraxinus pennsylvanica is the source of this 336-nucleotide messenger RNA. NCBI's taxonomy places the organism in Eukaryota, Viridiplantae, Streptophyta, Magnoliopsida, Lamiales, Oleaceae. The record is from the annotation of a GenBank genome assembly.